Vigna unguiculata (cowpea) is the source of this 1193-nucleotide messenger RNA. RefSeq names its product tRNA (guanine-N-7) methyltransferase. Gene Ontology annotation, biological process: RNA (guanine-N7)-methylation; tRNA methylation. The record is from RefSeq and is a predicted model, not a curated record. Gene Ontology annotation, molecular function: tRNA (guanine(46)-N7)-methyltransferase activity. Lineage: Eukaryota; Viridiplantae; Streptophyta; Magnoliopsida; Fabales; Fabaceae. Gene Ontology annotation, cellular component: tRNA methyltransferase complex.
GUUUCAAUUCAAAGCCUAUUUCGUUUUGUUUUUCGUUUCGUUGCUGCUAAAACCGCUACUUGCAGAGGCUAAGCAAAAUCACUGCAUUUCAGAUUCAGUUUCGAAGAAUUUCAAAGUUUUCUCCCGAAAUCUAUCUAUUAGUUUGAAUAAAUAGACAUGUCUGAGAAUGAAGUAAAUCCAACUAUCAGCAAGUCCACUGGAUUGCCUCGAAAGCGCUUCUAUCGAGCACGAGCACACAGCAAUCCACUGAGUGACUCUCACUUCCCUGUGUCAAUAUCACCCAGCCAUGUUGAUUAUUCCCGCCACUACCCUCAGCUCUUUCCCUCGGCUGGUCAAGCUGAUAGUUCCAAAAGGAUUCAAUUUGCUGAUGUUGGUUGUGGUUUUGGAGGGCUGCUCAUAAGCCUUUCAACUCUGUUCCCAGAAACAUUAAUGAUUGGAAUGGAACUCAGGGACAAAGUUACCGAGUAUGUCAAGGAACGAAUUUCAUCUUUAAGGGUAGCAAAUCCAGGUCAAUACCAAAACGUUUCUGUGGUGCGAACUAACUCCAUGAAGUACAUUCCCAAUUACUUUGGGAAAGGACAGCUCUCAAAGAUGUUUUUCUUGUUUCCUGAUCCUCAUUUUAAAGAGAAGAAUCAUCGCCGCAGAGUUAUAAGUCCGUUCUUGCUAGAUGAGUAUGCUUAUGUUCUUGAGGUUGGAGGAAUUAUAUAUACAAUAACGGAUGUAGAAGAGCUUGGAGAGUGGAUGAAGUCUUGUCUGGAGAAUCAUCCUAUGUUCGAAGCUCUGACUGAGAAAGAACUUGAGGCAGAUCCAGUUGUUAAGCUCUUGAGCUCUGCAACUGAAGAAGGCCAAAAGGUUGCUAGGAAUGGAGGACAAACUUUCCAGGCUGUAUUCAGACGUAUUGUGCCAUCCGAUCAAACAUCCUAGACUUCUGCUACCUAACCUAGUAUGCUGCUAUUGGAAGUUGGAAGUGAAAAAAAAGCUUGCAGCAUGAUUGAAAUUGCUGCAUUACUGGUAUAAAGUUGGCUUCACAAGGAUCAGAUGACCUUUACCAUCUUUUAUACGGAAUGUGUGUGUAUUUUCAUUUUUAAUUAACUGAACUUAUGCGAUACUAAAACAGGAGUGUUGUAGUUCGUGACUGAAUCAUUUGAUUUUAUCACUAGUGACAGUGUUCGUUAGUUCAAAUUUGCCACCAA